UAGAUUGCUUGAUCCCGGAUCGUGUGGGGUCCGCCAAGUCUGAAUGCGCACAAGGGCCGUCCAGGGCCUUGGGUUGCCACCAAGCAUGAAUUCUGGUGCAAGCUAAAUUCAGAAGCGACUGACUCCUCACGUGGCCGCAUGGAUGCUGAACGUGUUCGACAAACCCAAGGCCCACCCACUCAUUUGUCCGCUUCGUCGCAACCCGCGAUCGAUCCGGUUUCUUUCCAUCACGUACGUCCUGGCACUAGCGGCAAGCAACGUCGUCUGUGGAUAAUACUACAAGGUAAACCCAACUCCCAGUCGUCAUGCAAAGGCGAGCAAUAGUUCACAAUGUCACAGAACCUAGGUCAUUGCGUCCUACCGAUUGCCCUGCCUGAGCAAGCAGCCAUGACACAUCCAAACUCUUUCGCAUUUGACGACUUUGUCGUUUGGCCGCCGUCCGAGCCUCCCGAUUCGCUCGCCAAUUACACGACUGACACCCCGACGGACCGUUUAUCGUCCGGGACCUCUCCGUCAACGGACGUCGAUGUCGACGAUGUCGCCUUGGCUAGCCAAAGCACAGCGCGACGCGAUCGGGCGCUGUCAUUUGUACAGCUGGCUGACUGGCAUGCAGCCUUGGCAUACGACGAACAUCCACCUACCUGUAUCCACUAUUCAAUCGAAUGGAAGUUGACAGUCAAUAAUAGAAUGGCCGCGAAAGACACCGAGCAGGACCUGGUUCUUGUGCCUCACGCUUUUUGGGAUACAUUUCUGCAGCCCAAGCUCGAGAAGCUUCUCGAUAAAAAGCUCCCACCGAAUAAAGCAUACAAGGCCGAAGAAACCAAUGUUGUGCUAUCCGUCACGGAUCGCUCAGAGCGGGACCUCGUCAAGCGGUUUGACGAACUGGACAUCGAGUGGCCCAUCCUGGAGAGGCAGCUCCAGGCAUGGAGUAUGCUGUUUCGUGCCGGGAAGAAGCUCAGAAUCCAGAUGUCGUUCAAAUACGUCGAGACGAGCCGAUCACGGAACGCGACAGCGCGGCAGGGUACCAAACGAGUGUUUUCGUCCACCUCUGAGCAGAUGCUCUCCGAGCGAGCCAUGCAGCUUGAUGCUGAAGAAGUCUCAGGCCAUCCGCCCAUCUGGCGUGAAGUGUAUAAUCUGAUGCGAUGCCCCGGGCCACCCUGCCACCUAGGACCUUACUGCUGGCGUGACUCCAUUGGAAAGAGGCACUACAAGCUGAAGACCCACCACCUGAGAAACCUCAUCAAAUGCGUAGAACAAGGAUGCAGUUUACAAACCCACGACGAUAUGCCACAUGAAAUCCGCGAACAACUGUAUGCUGAGGAGGCGCAGUAUACGGAGCGGCAAAGGAAGCAAGGGGCCUCCCACGCCAACUUUCCGCCCAUUAACAUCACCAACGUCAUGCCCACAGCCCCUCAGGCCUCAAUGCUGAGUUCGGUGCCGGCAACACCCGAAUCCACAGGGCUAGUAUCAUGUGAUCAUUCCACUCGGCUUGAAAUACCGGGGCUGCGUGAUAUCGCAGUCAAGCGGUAUUGCGAUUGGCAAUGCUCGCAGGUUGGUGAUGAAGCUUUGAAGAUGGAGUACUGGAAGGCUUGUGAUUUGACACUGGCCGAUGGUCUGGACCUUGAGCAGGUUUAUAAGGAUCAAGAUGCUGCGUUUUAUAUUGACAACGGCGUGAAGAGAGGCAUUGCUCGGCGGUUUGUUAGUGACAUUGGUACGUGGGCUCAGCAACAAAGCCUCUAGUCUAGAUGCAAGUGUUUGUUUAAAGAUAA
Chaetomium strumarium is the source of this 1769-nucleotide messenger RNA. RefSeq lists its product as uncharacterized. The coding region runs from base 331 to 1740 and encodes 469 amino acids. The record is from RefSeq and is a predicted model, not a curated record. The transcript has a single exon. NCBI's taxonomy places the organism in Eukaryota, Fungi, Ascomycota, Sordariomycetes, Sordariales, Chaetomiaceae.